This is a messenger RNA of Lasiodiplodia theobromae, 1800 nucleotides long. Its product is annotated as Mucin 68d. The transcript has 2 exons. The record is from RefSeq and is a predicted model, not a curated record. Bases 1 to 1800 code for a protein of 599 amino acids. Lineage: Eukaryota; Fungi; Ascomycota; Dothideomycetes; Botryosphaeriales; Botryosphaeriaceae.
AUGGCGGACAAACCACCUGGUCUUCGUCACAGGCUCCUCCGUGGACGCCGCAAAUCGUCUGACACGGCCGACACCUCAGACUCCGCCUCCGACGGUUCUCGCAACAAGAAAGAUCAAAGCAACAGCACUGACAGCCGUUCUCCCCCGCAGCCCGUUGCCCGUCCUGCCUCUCGUUCUCCAAGUGCCCGUAUGCCCAGGAAGCUGCAGAAGAAAAGAUCGAGCAUCGACAGCUACACCUCUUCAACCACACCAUCGCCUUCUGGUGAAAGUAGCAAUGACAACAAGGGCGAAGUCGUUGAGUCUGCUCAAUCCCGUGCUAAUGCUCGUCGUCAGGAGCGCCGCCAGCUGGAACCUAUUGGCCUUGGACCUACCACCACGACUAAGUCGCGCAACGAGAAAGAGUCGGCCACAACCUACCCUGCUUUGCCACAUGACGCGUUGUCCAGCGAGAAUAACACGGUCGUAGCUGCGAAUGGACACCAGAGGAAGGAUCUCUCCAUGUCACCGCUCACCAAGGAUGCCUACGAGGAGCGCAGCGAUGACCUUUCCCUUAUGGAGGUCUCGCCAUUGUCCAGUAACAGUGAAUUCACUUUGUCUGACACUAGGAAGGAGAACAGCAGCGAGCGUCGCAAGUCGAUUGGCUCGGCUCUUGACAAUGAGGAAGAUACAAUCCACCUUCCCGAGUACAAUGAUCCUAACCCUCGCAUUGGUGAUCUCACCUACCGUAGCAUCGCUAGGGCUCAGGCAAAGCUCCGUACACCUUCUCCGGUCUCGCCCCACCGCGACAACGGGAACAGGAUUAGGGACAGCCCGGUGUCCCCGCUCGAGGACUCCCCCAAAGCCUCUUUCAAGAACCAGGAGGCCCCUCUCCUUCCACAUGAGCGCAUGGAGCCGCCGAACGAGACAGCUACCUCUACUAGCGAAAGCCGCUUGGCCAUAGCCAACGAGAAGUCCGGCUCUACCGGCUCCACCCCCCACUCUGACGUACCGCGCGUCUCCAAGCUCAAGAAGAAGCCCUCGACGAAGAGCAAGAUCCCCACCCUGAAGCUGAACACCACGAACCUCACAGACGCCACCGGCAACGGCGGCGGCGGUAAGAACAAGAUCGUCCGGGGUGAUGAGGAUGGCGACGACGCCGAUUUCCACCACAACGCCGUCGCGGCCGAGAACGCACUCCUCGAGACACUGCGCCGCAUCACGUCUCGUAAGCAGCCACAGACCGACACCGAAAUCCGUGCCGCCACCGAGGAGGUCCUGCGCACCGCUGCCUCCGUGCUCGACCUGGGCCCGCGAUCGCCCGUUCUGGCUCAAAAUUCGCUUCCGCUGCCGCCUGCGCCGGAAGCCCCGGAGCUCCUCCACCCCGGCGCCGGCGACAUCACCACGCCGAUCUCGAUGCCGCCCAUUCCGCGUAGUCAGGGCAACGAUGACAACCAUGGCCAUGGCGGCGGUCGCAGCGCCAGCAGCGGCGGCGGUAGCGGCGGCGGCGGCACGGUGCAGAGCCUCUUGGAGGACGCCGCCGACGGGGAGGAAACCGACGACGACGACGAGCUGCUGCUGCAGAAGAAGAACCAGAGGUACAAGCAGCAGCAAGCGCCGGUCGGCAGCGAGCGCGUCAGGCACCCGGCCAAGGUGACGUACGAACGCCCGAUCCUCCUGGCCGCCGGCGUGGCGCAGCGGGGCAUCCACCGCUGGAAGUGCUGCCGCUGCCAGUGCUAUACCCACUACGAGAACCACGUCUGCAGCAAGCUCGACUGCUUGCACGCCCGCUGCGAGAGCCACUGCGAGGCCUUUGAGGUUUGA